Manduca sexta (tobacco hornworm) is the source of this 833-nucleotide messenger RNA. RefSeq names its product troponin C, isoallergen Bla g 6.0101 (gene TpnC41C). Gene Ontology annotation, molecular function: calcium ion binding; enzyme regulator activity. Bases 217 to 678 code for a protein of 153 amino acids. NCBI's taxonomy places the organism in Eukaryota, Metazoa, Arthropoda, Insecta, Lepidoptera, Sphingidae. The record is from RefSeq and is a predicted model, not a curated record. The transcript has 6 exons.
AGUUAAAAGCGUUCCUCCGAGCCAAGGGACGGUGACUCGUGGUUCAAAAGAAACCUGAGUCCGCAAACAUCGGAGCCAACCUGGGUGACAUCCGCGCUCGUUUGCGAUUAGUCGCUCAUUCUAUUCAGAUAAAAGGACUUGUGUUCCUCAUAGUUUGGUUUACGUUAGCUUAUACACUUAUUUUGUAUUUAACGUAAACGUAGCGCGUUGUGAGAAAUGGAGGAACUUGACAAGGAACAGAUCAAUAUCCUUAAAAAGGCGUUCGAAGCUUUCGACCAAGAGAAGAAAGGAUGCAUCGGGACAGUAAUGGUUGGAACUAUCCUUGGCAUGUUAGGACACCAUGUCAGUGACGAUAUGCUCAAAGAAAUUAUCCAGGAAGUCGAUGUUGACGGAUCUGGAGAAUUGGAAUUUGAAGAGUUCGUCACGCUGGCAUCCAGAUUCAUGGUUGAAGAAGAUGCCGAGGCUAUGCAACAAGAACUCAAAGAAGCAUUCCGGUUAUAUGACAAAGAAGGUAACGGUUACAUAACGACAACCGUGCUUAGAGAAAUCCUUAGGGAAUUGGACGACAAAAUAAGCGCCGAAGAAUUGGACAUGAUGAUUGAAGAAAUUGACUCCGAUGGCUCCGGAACUGUUGAUUUUGACGAGUUCAUGGAGGUAAUGACUGGUGGAGAUGACUAAAUAAUGUAAAAAUAUAUUUCGAUUUUAUCAUAAUUUGUUUAUAACAUAGAGGACACGAAUAUGGAAGAAGAAUGAAUCGAUAUCAACUAAAUUAUAUACCUCCUAAGUAUAAUAAGUUAUUGUUAAGUUGUUAUUAAAAUCGAAGAUAACCGGUU